This is a messenger RNA of Anas platyrhynchos (mallard), 4812 nucleotides long. It is a transcript of the gene RBFOX3, whose product is annotated as RNA binding fox-1 homolog 3. Gene Ontology annotation, biological process: nervous system development; regulation of alternative mRNA splicing, via spliceosome. NCBI's taxonomy places the organism in Eukaryota, Metazoa, Chordata, Aves, Anseriformes, Anatidae. The record is from RefSeq and is a predicted model, not a curated record. Gene Ontology annotation, molecular function: mRNA binding. Gene Ontology annotation, cellular component: nucleus; cytoplasm.
CUGGGUGCGGAGAGCUGAGCGGCAGCGGGCAGCAAUGGGUGUCCCUCAGGCCAAACCCCUGAUGAUCCCUCUCCCUGCAGAGCCCACCGUGGAGCCGAGCACCCCAAACCCUGCACAGGACCCCCAGAGCAGGGAGCAGCUCCUGUCCCGGCCAGGGCUGGUGGGCAGCGCGUGGUGGGAGGGAGGCGCACGGGAGCCGUAGAUCUGCGCCUCUGCAGCACCAGCAGCCCUGGAGAUGGCAAGCAGCAAAACAGGGGAACCUAAUGGUCCCUGAAUGAAAUAAUACUUGGGCUGACAAGCACUGCGACAGCCCUAAUUAAUAACGGAUAUGAACGUGGCUGUCGGGGCUGGCUGGCGAGGAGCCAGCGGGGCCCAAGACCUGUGCAGGUGGGGCCGGCCCCUGCCCCAGCCCCUGUCCGUGUCCCCAUUGCCACCCCGCAGCUCCUCCUGCUUGGGCCAUCCCCAGGGCUUCUGCUCUCGCCGCCUGCAGCCAUCGGGGCCGGGGUGCCCAGCUCCUGGGGCUGGAUGCAGCCCUGCCACCGGGCACCGGCACGGAGUGGGGCAGGGACUGGCUCUGCCGUCUGGGCUGGGUUUGCCCACCCAAACUAAAAACCUCGCUGCUGAAGGCUUGGAGAAGGGGCCGAGCUGAGCCCCCACAGGAGGCCAUUCAGUGCCUGCAUGCUGGAGGCUGAUCCUGGUUGUGGUGGCAGCAAAGAUGAGCACAGGGGGGCACGGGAGCCCUGCAAGAUGCUCCCGCUGCCGGCUCCGUGCACGUGCUGGGGAUGCUGGCAGGGAGAGCUGGGCGCUGGGAGCGUGGCCGGGGUGGCUGCAUCGCUUCCCAAAGCGGGCUCAGGCACAGGGUGCGUGGGGGAAAGGCCGAGCAGCGGGGCGAGCAGCGAGGCAGCAGCAUUGCCCCGAGGGGCAGUGCCGGGGGCCGGGGCUCCGCCGCCCUGCAGCACCGCCAGCCCCAGCCCCUGGCAGGCGCAGCUGGCUGGCGCGGCCCCGGGCAGCUGAGUCAGCACGGGAAGACGCUUGCGAGCCUGUGAAUGACUUGCAGAUCUGUAGCGGGAUCGUUCACACUGGGUUUGCAUGUGGUCCCCCCCCCGUGCCCCCCCGGCACAGGCUCUGCUGCCUCCCCUGCAGGCGCGACGGCCGCGGCAGGUGGGGGAUCACGGCUGGCGGCACGGCCCCCCCCCUGCUUCUCCACCCUUCCCCAGCGUCCCUCCGCACCAUAAAUCGGCCACACACACAAUUAAGGAGCUUGUCUCCACGCUCUGAGCCGCAGAUGUAUUUCAUGGGCGAGAGGCGGCCGCGGGUUGUAAAGCAUCCGCGGGGCUGCCGGCGCUGCGCUCGGCGCUGGGUGCCUGCGUGCGGGGCACGUGCGUGGGGGGCGCGGGAGCCUGCGGGUGCAUGCGGGGCCGGGGGGCUGUGCAGGAGGGAGGGGGGCAGGAGGGCAGCCUCACGGCAUCCCCCAGCCCCACGGCAUCCCCCAGCCCCGCAGCAGCCGUGGAGCAGCCCCGGGGCCAGUGGCACAGGUACAGCUCACCUCGUUUGACCAGGGUGGCCAGGCCAGCUGCGUUACAGCAAAGGGCCUCAUCAAAUAUUUAGCAGCUAAUUGAUGCCCGCCUGCUGCUUGCCAAGAGGCUAUCUGACGGCCCUGCCCUCCCUGCUGCCCUCCUUCCUCAGUGCCCUCCUGGCCGGGCUCCAGGGCGUGCAGGAUGGCUGGCGGGUGCCGGUGCUGCCGCUGCGCUUUGCCCCGUGUUGGCCUUCAAACUGAGGCUGCCCUGGUUCCAUCUCCAAGAGGGCGAUGUGCAGGCUCCCCCUGCUAGUCCCCACUGGAGCCAUGGCCUCGGUCCCCUCCAUGCCUUGCCCCCCAGCCCCCCCCCAUCCUCCCCCUGCCCAAGGCGCAUCAGGGUGGUCACGGAUUGCUCGGAGUGGGGAGCGGAGAGGGGCUCAGCCACUGGGGCAGGCACAGCGGGCGAAUGCGGCACGGGAGCUGCUGCAGCACGGGGAUGGCACAGAGGGCAACCAGGACGCCACGGCUCCACCUGACGCGAUGGCUCAGCCCUACCCCCCGGCCCAGUACCCCCCGCCCCCCCAGAACGGCAUCCCCGCAGAGUACGCGCCGCCGCACCCCCACCCCACGCAGGACUACUCGGGGCAAAGCACAGUACCGGAGCACGCCAUGACCCUCUACACACCAGCACAGAGCCACGCCGAGCAGCCGGGCACCGACGCCAGCACACAGUCCAUAGCAGGGACGCAGACGGUACCGACAGACGAGGCGGCACAGACAGACAGCCAGCAGCUACAUUCCUCAGACAACACAGACAAGCAGCAGCCCAAGAGGUUACACGUCUCCAACAUCCCCUUCCGAUUCCGGGACCCCGACCUGCGGCAAAUGUUCGGGCAAUUCGGGAAGAUCCUUGACGUGGAGAUCAUUUUCAAUGAGCGGGGCUCCAAGGGUUUUGGGUUUGUAACUUUUGAAACUAGCACAGAUGCCGACCGGGCACGAGAGAAGCUGAAUGGCACGAUCGUAGAGGGCCGGAAGAUUGAGGUGAACAACGCCACGGCCCGGGUCAUGACGAACAAGAAGGCUGCGAACCCCUACACCAACGGCUGGAAGCUGAACCCGGUGGUGGGAGCUGUCUACGGCCCCGAGUUCUAUGCAGUAACGGGGUUCCCGUACCCUGCCACGGGGACGGCUGUGGCCUACCGAGGGGCGCACUUACGGGGCCGAGGACGCGCCGUCUACAACACGUUCCGGGCUGCGCCCCCGCCGCCGCCCAUCCCCACCUACGGCGCGGUCGUCUACCAGGACGGGUUCUACGGAGCCGAGAUCUACGGGGGCUAUGCCGCCUACAGAUACGCCCAGCCCGCAGCAGCAGCAGCAGCAUACAGCGACAGUUACGGCAGAGUGUACGCAGCGGCAGACCCCUACCACCACACCAUCGGCCCCGCCGCCACGUACAGCAUCGGCACCAUGGCUAGUCUAUACCGAGGAGGGUACAGCCGCUUCACUCCCUACUAGCAAGACAGACCCAGCCCCUCACAGCACUAACACUGACUGCUCACUAGAAACCAAACCAAACCAGGCAGACUAAGCCAGGCUGAGCCUCCCGGAGGACCUGAGGGCCCCUGCCCGGGCGGGCUCUGCUCUCCGCUAGGUUUACCUCAAGCUGCUCCGUCCCGCUGCUCGGCCUCCGCUGCCCACCGCGUCCAUCCUGCCCGGCCCGGGGGCGGCAGGGAGCGGGGACGGCGCCUCCCCCCCGCCGAGGGUGCCCGGAGCCUGGGCUCGCGGGGGUCCCUGGGCUUGUCUCCCCCCAGGGCAGGACGGGCAGCCCCGAGCCGGCCCCUCUGCACCCCGUAGGAGAGGCAGGAGGCAGUUGCUGCACGCUCCAUGGGGAUGGGGCUGAGCCGCGGGGGGACCCCGGGGCCGAGCGUGGUGCCCCCCAGGGCCAUGGGGGCUGAGCGGGGUGCGGGGCUGGGCACGUGCCCAGGGGUUGCUCCAGCGACAGCUCUGCCUUUCUGUUUCUGUUGUAGUGAAACUGCAGCCGUUUCCUUCUGGGACCGGGAAGGGCAAAAAAAGCAAAAACAAAACAAAAAAAAAUAAAAAAACAAAACACACACACACACACACAUACACACCCACACAACUAAAAAAAAAAAAUUUAAAAAAAUAAAAAAAAUAAACGCAAAGCAACAACAAAGCAAAGAGGCAACAACGACGUGAAAGUCCCAUCCUGUCCACACACAUGCACCGAGCGAGCGAGUCCCGGAGGAGCCCGCGGAGCGCACGGACCGGCCGCAUGCACCCAGCGCUGCCCCCGGCGCAGCCGCUGCCGCCAGGCACGGGGACGGCCGCGGGGCCCCUGGCAGCCCGCGGCACAGGCCCGGGCACCACGUCUUCCUUUCCGCCCGGCGCGGGGUGCCGGCGGAGCGCAGCGGCACACCGCCCUGCCCGCGCUGGGGGUCGCCGGGCUCCGGUGCCCCGGUGCCGGCCGCCAGCGCGUCGAGGGUGCGAGGCCGCGGCUCCCGAGCGGAGCUUUGCUGAGGCGCUGGGCGUUGCAGGGGGACGAGCCUCUGCGUUUUAAAGGGAAUUUUUGUUAAGAGGAGCUUGCAACUCGCUUGCGUUCCCGUUCCCCUUCCCUCCCCUCCUGCCCCAUCCCUGGCGCACCCGGGGCUCCCACCCUGCAGGGAGCGAUCCUGACCCACGCCGCCCACUGGGACCCCUGCGCUGUGCCGGGACGGGGAUGUGCGGGGUGCUCGCGGCCACCCCCUCCCCGCCCACCCCGCUGCAGGGACCCUGCCGGCCCUCGGCACGGGGUCUCGGCUGUUGCAUCGCCCCCGGGGUGGCUCUGUGGCAGCCAGGGUUGGGCGGCACAGGGUGCCACGGAGCCCCCCCCCGGUGCAGCCCCAUCCCACGCCACGGCCGGGGCGGCCUCGCCGCGCUCAGCCCCUGCCCCACCACCCCGCGUGGCUCCGCCACUCGUCAAACCUCACUUUAUAGUCUGCAGACACCCCGAUGCUCCAGCAACGAGCUCCCCCUUUUCUAUUCCCGGUGUACAUAGCCCCCCCACCCUGGCCCGCGCCCCCUCCCCUGUACAAAGCUCCCUCCAUCGCUGUACUGGCUUCUUCCUUACAGCAGAGCCCCUGCGCCGGCUGCCGGCACGCAGGCUGGCGCCGGCCCAUCCUGUAUGCUUCAAAGGUGUGACCAUUCUAAUAAACAGUAUUAUUAUUAUUAUUAUUAUUAUUACUACAAGGAUUAUUAUUAUUAUUAUUGAAAUUAUUAAUAAAGAUUUCUUUCUUCAA